GUAAACGCCUCCAUACUCUCUUUUUUCCUUCUUAAAAAGACCUCACUUACACUAUAGACACACCCAUACACAUAAAAUCUAAGACUUCCAAGAAAGAAAGAAAGAAAAAAACAUGAAAAACAGAGGCAAAUCUAUAGAACACAAAAUUCCAGAUUUCAAUUACUCUAUUUCAUCAGAUACACCUUGUAUUAAACAUCCAAAUUCAUCACCGAUUGGUAUUUGCUCUUCCUGUCUCAACGACAAAUUGCUAAACUUAAUUUACUCUGACGAUACUUAUAAUAUACAUUCUUGUUCUGGUGAUGCUGGAAGCAUCGGAAGGAUAUCGUUUUUGUUAGAAAAUGAAAAACAGAGCAAAACAGAGCAAGUGAUUUUGCUAAGGAGUAGUAGUAACAGUGUUGAAAUCAAGAAGAAUCGUAACGGGUUUUGGAAAAUAAAGAGAUUGUUGUUCAAGAAGUAUAGGGAAAAGGACGAUGAUAAAACUGAAACUUCAGACAAAGUAAUAGAAGGAGUAUCGAGAUCAAGAUCAUUGUGUAGUUUCAGAGGGGGUGAUGAUGGAAAUAGUGAUUAUAGAUUUUCGAGUGCUAAGAUAUCUGAUGUUACUGGUGGUUUGUUGUUUGAUUAUGUUGAUCAUCCUGUUGUUGAGCCAAGAAAAAGUGAAAAUGGGGGUGAUUUCAAGAGUAUGAGGAGAAAGUUUGCUAAUUCUGAGUCAGUAUGUUGCUCGGUGCUCACAACAAGCAUUCGGCUACAUUUUCAAAAAGUCCGAGCAACAUAAAUUCAGACAGGGGCAUUUUUUCCCCUAUUAAGGGAACUGAUUUUGGUAACACCAAGGAUUUAUACUCCGUGUGUUGCUCGGACUCUCCAAAUAUGUUGUCACACUCAAGUCAGAUCCUCAAAAAACGAGCUAGUUCACAUUCAACUUCAUUUUUAAAGAGUCCGAGCAACACAAUUAAUUCGGAUCGAGGAAUUUUUGAUGAUGAUGAUUCAGCAUUUAUAGAUUUGAAACUUGAUUUAUUAUCAUCAUCAUCAUCAAGAACAUCAUUAUCAGAGCCAAAAUUACAACUUUUUUCAGAAUCAAUGGGGAAAUUGAGAGGUGGAUCUUGUAGAAUGAAUGAAUAUGACACUAGGAUGAAAGAAGGGAAUAGUGGAAAAGGAAACAAAGUGUGGAAAUGGAUUUCCAGGAAAAAAACUAGUACAAGUAAAAGAGAUGAAAUUAAUAGUAAUUUGAUUAUUAAGUCUUAGUAAUUUUGGAUUUGCAAUAAUAUUGUUUUGGUUACUUUUGUUGUAGUAAGAAAAGUAAAUAUACAAAACUUUACCUA
This is a messenger RNA of Capsicum annuum, 1316 nucleotides long. RefSeq lists its product as uncharacterized. Lineage: Eukaryota; Viridiplantae; Streptophyta; Magnoliopsida; Solanales; Solanaceae. The record is from RefSeq and is a predicted model, not a curated record.